AUGAUUAUGGUUCAUGAAUCUGCUAAUUUCUAUUGUGAUCUAUAUACUGAAAAAAUGCAUCGUAGUGCUUAUGCUACACCAAAAAAUUAUCUAGAUUUUAUUCAUACAUUUAUUCAAUUGUAUAAACAAAAGAAAGAUGAUUUAUUAAAACAAGCUGAACGAUUAAAUGUUGGAAUCAUUCGAAUUGAUGAAGCUAGUAUACUUAUACAAGAAAUGGAUAGAAAAUUAGAAAAACAACGUAAAGAACUUGCAAUAAAAACACAAAAAUGUGAUGAUUUAUUAUCCGAAAUAACUAUUCUAACUGCUAAACAAACCGAACGUAAAAGUCGAGCAUUAGAAAAAAAGCAAAUAGUUGAUGAACAAUUAAUAAUUAUAGAAAAAGAAAAACAUGAAGCUGAAUCACAAUUACAAGAAACAAUGCCAGCAUUACUCGAAGCUCAACAAGGUCUUGAUACACUCAAAGCAACUGAUAUAACUGAAAUGCGUAGUUUUGCAAAUCCAGUUGAUACAUUAAGAUUAAUCGGUUAUUGUAUGUUGAUUUAUUUGGGUCAUCCAUCAAUUACUUGGAAAGAUGUUCGAGGUGUAAUGGCUGAUAUGAAAUUUAUAACAAAUUUAAAAACUCGUGAUCCGGAUUUAUUUACCUCGAAACAAGCAGUACAAUUAAAAAUUUAUUUGAAAAAAUUAGAAGAAAAACUUGAUCCAAAUCAUAUAUAUUCAUUAUAUGAUAAAUCUGAACGUGAUAUUAAACUUCUUACAUUAAUGAGUAAUGUUAGUCGUGUUGGUGGUAGUCUGUUUAAAUUUAUCCAUGCUAUUGAUAAUUACAUGGAUAAAUAUCGUGAAACAAAACCUAAGAAAGAUCGUUUACUUUCUAUUGAAAAUGAUUAUGAAAUAAAUCUUACAGAAUUAAAUCGAUUAGAAAAUCAUAUUGAAAAAUCGACAAAUAUAUUAGAUGAUUUUCGAAAACGAUUUGAUAUUGCAAUGGAAGAUAAAAUUAAAUUCCAAGAAGAAACAGAUAUUGCUAUACGUCGUCGUCUAGCAGCAGAAAAACUUUUAUUUGGUUUUAAUAGUGAAACACUCAGAUGGAAAGAUGAAGUUAAUCAUAUGAAAGAAUAUGAAAAUGAAUUAAUAGGAAAUUGUUUAUUAUCUAGUGCAUUUCUUGCCUAUUGUAGUCCAUUUACAUAUGAAAUUCGUCAAGAUUUAAUAUAUAAUCAAUGGAAAAAAAGUUUAAAUGAAAAGACGAUUUCAAUAACAGAAAAUUUUCAAAUACAAAAUUUUCUUUCAUCAAAUGUUGAAAUAUCUGAAUGGACAUCACAAGGUUUACCAGCUGAUGAAUUUUCUAUACAAAAUGGAAUUCUUACUUUAUAUACAAAUCGUUUUCCUUUUUGUAUUGAUCCACAAUUACAAGGUUUAUUAUGGAUUAAACAACGAGAAAAGAAAACGAAUUUAAAAAUUUUAUCAAUGAGAGAUAGAGAUUUUUUAAAACAUUUUGAAUUAGCAAUUAAAUAUGGAUAUCCAGUUCUUUUCAAAGAUGUUGAUGAAUAUAUCGAUCCGAUAAUCUUAGAUAUAUUAUCUAAAAAUUUUCAAGGUGAUUCAACUCAUCAAUAUAUUAAAUUAGGUGAUAAAAAUAUAGAUAUUGAUCGAAAUUUUCGCAUGUAUUUAACAUGUCGUUUAUCUAAUCCAAAAUUAUCUACUCUACAUUUUUCUUAUUCAAAAGUAAUUAAUUAUACAGUUACAUUAAAAGGUCUUGAAGAACAAUUAUUAUCUUCUUUGGUUAAAAUUGAAAGACGUGAAUUAGAAGAAAUGCGUGAAACAUUAAUUCAAGAAAUAUUCGAAAAUAAACAACAACAAAAAUUACUUGAAGAUUCACUUUUAAGAGAAUUAACAACAACAACUGGAAAUAUUUUGGAUAAUAAUGAAUUAAUUGAAACAUUAGAAAAUACGAAAACAAAAGUUAGUGAAGUCAUACAAGCAUUAAAUUUAGGUGAAAGAACUCGACAAGAUAUUGAAAAACUACGUGAUACAUAUCGUUUAGCUGCUAGACGUGGUGCUGUACUUUAUUUUUCAUUAGUUCAAAUGUCAACAAUUAAUUCUAUGUAUCAAUAUUCAUUAAAUUCGUUUCUCUCAGUCUUUGAAUAUAGUGUAAAAAGUGCUCAAACAAAUUUUAAAUUAGAGAAACGUUUACAAUCAAUAGUAAAUACAUUAACAUAUCAAAUCUAUUGUUAUGGUACAAUCGGAAUGUUUGAAAAACAUAAAUUACUUUAUUCAUUUUUAUUAACUAUUCAAAUUGAAUUAGAUAAACAGAUUAUAAAUUAUAAUCAAAUAGAUUUUUUUCUUAAAGGCAAUUUAUCAUUAGAUAAAUCAUCGAAACCGUUAUUUAAUUGGUUAACUUAUGAAACAUGGCAUCAUUGUUCAUAUCUUUCAAAACAAUUUCCUGAAAAAUUUCAAAAUUUAAUUCUAAAUAUUGAAGAAAAUCCUAUUGAAUGGAAACAAUGGGCCGAACAUGAUCAACUCGAAAAUAUUGCUUUACCAAAAUCAUUUGAUACAUUAUUAAAUGAUUUUGAAAAAUUAAUGUUAAUAAGAUGUUUUAGUCCAAAUAGAAUUAUUUUUGCAAUUAAUAAAUAUAUAACAAAAAUAAUGGGAAAAAAAUAUAUUAUUCCACCAACAGUUUAUUUCGAUUCGAUUUUUGAACAAUCAACAGCUCAAAUACCAGUUAUUUUUAUACUUUCACCUGGAUCAGAUCCGACAAAUGACAUUCAAAAAUUAGCAGAAAGAAAAAAUCAAAUUCGAAAGAUACCGACAGAAAAUGGACUUACUAAUGAAGAACAAAAAACUAUACGAACACUUGCUAUGGGUCAAGGACAAGAAAAAUUAGCAUUACAAGUAUUACAUACAGCACAACAUCAAGGAACUUGGUUAUUAUUACAAAACUGUCAUCUACUUUUGCCAUUUUUAAACGAACUGGAAAAAGAAUUAGAAAUGUCAACGAAACCACAUCCCGAUUUUCGUCUUUGGAUGACUACUGAACCAAUUGAAAAAUUUCCAAUCGGACUUCUACAAAAAUCAUAUAAAGUAGUUAUAGAACCUCCAUCGACGCUUAAAUUAAAUUUACGUUCAAUAUUUGUUAAUUUAAAUAUUCAAAUAUUCAGCGAUUCUGAUCAUCCAGCAUAUCCUGGUAUGAUAUUUAUUCUUGCUUUCUUUCAUGCAAUUAUACUUGAUCGAAGAAAAUAUAAUAAAAUUGGUUGGUCAUGUACCUAUGAUUUCAAUGAAUCAGAUUUUCGUGUUUCAGUCGAUAUUUUAAAACAUUAUCUAAAUAUGAAUUUAGAACAUGGUAAUCUUGAUAUUCAAUGGUCAACAUUACGAUAUUUAAUUGGAGAAGUUAUGUAUGGUGGUCGUGUUAUUGAUUCGUAUGAUCGACGAAUUAUUCGUACUUAUAUGAAAGAAUAUUUUGGUGAUUUUGUCUUUGAUUCAAUUCAACAGUUUCAUUUUUUUAUUGAUAUAACAACUAAACCAUUGAAAUAUGAUUAUUUCAUUCCUGAAAUACGUGAUUUUCUAUCUGCAAAACAACGAUGGUUAUUAAAGGAAGCAAAUAUAUCAAUCGAACCACAAAUUGAAUAUAAUUUUGAAAAAUUAUUACCAAAUAAAAUCUCUGAUCUUCUUCAACAUAAUAUGGAACAAUCAAAUUCUCCUAUAAAACAAAUCGAUUAUAGAUUUCUAUCGAAAAAUGUUCUUUUCAAUCAAUUCUUUCAUUAUUCAAUUUUUCGUGAUUUUUAUUUAACUUAUAUCGAUCAAUUACCACUUUAUAAUCCACCUGAUGUACUCGGAUUACAUCCUAAUGCAGAAAUUAAUUAUUUAACUAAGACAGCCCAUGAAAUUUAUUCAAAUAUGAUUAUGAUCCAACCAGAACAAUACGAUAUCGAUUAUGGUUCAAAUAGAGAACAAUUAAUUCUAUCACUAAUCGAUGAUAUUCUUCAACAAAUUCCACCAAAGAAAGAUUUUAAUUUGUUAAGACAAAAAUUUCAACAACGUGUAACACCAUUAACAAUUGUUCUUUUACAAGAAAUUCAACGAUUUAAUUUACUUACAUCUGUUAUGUGGAAAUCUAUGAAUGAAUUAAAACAAGCAUUAAAUGGUCAAAUUAAUUUUUCAAUUCAACUUGAUGAAAUUAAUAAAGAUUUAUAUCAUGGACAAAUACCUACAUUAUGGAAAUCAUAUACACCACAAACAAAAAAAUCACUUGCAAAUUGGAUCGAACAAUUUCGACAACGAAAUCAACAAUAUGAUAGAUGGAUACAGGAUGGUGAAUUAAAAGUUAUUAAUCUAAGUGGUUUACAUGUACCUGAAUCUUAUUUAGCUGCAAUUAUGCAAAUAGCAGCACGAAAAAAUCAAUGGUCUCUAGAUCGAACAACAUUCUAUACACAUGUAACAAAAUGGCAAAAUAUUAAUGAUAUCGAUGAACCUAUACAAAAUAUAUGUUUAAUCGAAGGUUUAUAUUUAGAAGGUGCUCGAUGGGAUAUAGAAAAUAAUUGCUUAAUCGAACAAACAAAUAAACAACUUAUUCAAAUGAUGCCAUUGAUUAAAAUUAUACCAAUUGAAACAUAUCGAAUUAAUAGGAAUAAUUAUUUAGCAACACCAGUUUAUAUAACAAGUGAUCGUCGAAAUGCUAUGGGAAUAGGUUUUGUUUUUGAAGCUAGUCUCUAUACAAAAAAAGAUCUUUCACAUUGGAUACUGAAUGGUGUUUGUUUACUAUUAAAUACAGAUUCAUAA
This is a messenger RNA of Adineta steineri, 4764 nucleotides long. The record is from the annotation of a GenBank genome assembly. NCBI's taxonomy places the organism in Eukaryota, Metazoa, Rotifera, Eurotatoria, Adinetida, Adinetidae.